AAAUUUUACAUCGACAUGCAACUUGAUAAGCUGAAAAUUUUAGUAAUCGGGCCCUCAGACAGUGGAAAAACAUCUAUAGCUAAUUUUUUAUCAGAAUCAAUUAAUGUCGAAGAAGCUAACAAUCCUAGACCAACCCAAGGUGUCCGUAUUGUUGAAUUCGUACUUUCACAUCUAAAUGUAAACGAAAAGCAACAUAAAGUUGAUAUUGAAAUGUGGGACUGCAGUGGUGACCAUAAGUUCGAAUCCUGCUGGCCUGCACUUCGUCUGCGUGUCCAAGGAGUUAUACUAGUUUGCUCAUCCAACACCGUAAAUGUAGCAGCGAGGGAAUUGGAACUUCUGUACAACUACUUUGUAAGCCAAGCCAAAUUGUCAGCAAAGCAAUGUGUGGUAUUCUACAACUGUCCCGAUGAUCAAGAGGACACGGACUCGUUGAAUCUAUCUUCUACUUUUUCGAAAGUAUCUCAAGUUGCUGUUAAUUUGAAAUCGGGAGGAAACAGGUUAAAAAUAGAUUUUUCUAAUUACGUCACCUCAAUUUUACAGACAUUAUAA
Vanessa atalanta (red admiral) is the source of this 549-nucleotide messenger RNA. RefSeq names its product intraflagellar transport protein 22 homolog. Gene Ontology annotation, molecular function: GTPase activity. The record is from RefSeq and is a predicted model, not a curated record. Gene Ontology annotation, cellular component: endomembrane system. Gene Ontology annotation, biological process: intracellular protein transport. The transcript is spliced from 4 exons. NCBI's taxonomy places the organism in Eukaryota, Metazoa, Arthropoda, Insecta, Lepidoptera, Nymphalidae. Bases 16 to 549 code for a protein of 177 amino acids.